Bufo bufo (common toad) is the source of this 874-nucleotide messenger RNA. RefSeq lists its product as uncharacterized. The record is from RefSeq and is a predicted model, not a curated record. Lineage: Eukaryota; Metazoa; Chordata; Amphibia; Anura; Bufonidae. The transcript has 2 exons. The coding region runs from base 41 to 670 and encodes 209 amino acids.
AGAACAGCAGCCUACGGCACAGGCGACUACAGCCACCCCCAUGAGCGAGCAGGCCGAUACCAGAGAACAGCAGCCUAAGGCACAGGCGACUACAGCCACCCCUGGGAGCGAGCAGGCCGAUACCAGCAGCCUACGGGAGAGGAGACUACAGCCACCCCCGGGAGCGAGCAGGCAGAUACCAGAGAACAGCAGCCUACGGCACAGGCGACUACAGCCACCCCCGGGAGCGAGCAGGCCGAUACCAGCAGCCUACGGGACAGGCGACUACAGCCACCCCCGGGAGCGAGCAGGCAGAUACCAGAGAACAGCAGCCUACGGCACAGGCGACUACAGCCACCCCCGGGAGCAAGCAGGCCGAUACCAGCAGCCUACGGCACAGGCGACUACAGCCACCCCCGGGAGCGAGCAGGCCGAUACCAGAGAACAGCAGCCUACGGGACAGGCGACUACAGCCACCCCCGGGAGCGAGCAGGCCGAUACCAGAGAACAGCAGCCUACGGGACAGGCGACUACAGCCACCCCCGGGAGCGAGCAGGCCGAUACCAGAGAACAGCAGAUUGUCCUGCAGCCAGUGUCCCCUCGCUCUCAGAGAUGGCUGAUAACUGCAGGCAAUAGACUGUAUUCAGAAAGUCAGGGGAGCACUCUUGUUACGGUCCUGCGCCCCCCAUGAUCAGAUUGGGCACAGCGCGGGCGGUCAACAGCAGACUACAGUGGUCACAUGAGUGUCAGCUCUGCAGCCCAGUGAGGACAUUAAUCAGAGCCCCUCAUUGUGCUGAGACAUUCCAGAGGUCAUGAGACAUAGCACACCAAACGCUCCACACAGGGGCCCAGGACGAGGAACACUGAGGGGCCCACUCCAGGCAGGAAGUGACAG